CAGUUACAAGCUCCACCAUGUUCCACGGGGAACGGGCUCCUCUUUCAACCAGUGGACGCGGUCUACUCCGCGGUAACCGCACGAGGUCAUAUGGCAGUCUUGUACAAUCCAACCUUUCUCCGGUACGACAAAGACGAAUUGAACACCAGGUUCAACCAGGAGAGACGUUGCAAGGACUCGCGUUGAAAUAUGGAGUAUCUAUGGAACAAAUCAAAAGAGCAAAUAGACUGUACACGAAUGACUCAAUAUUCAUAAAGAAGUCUCUUUCCAUACCUGUGCUGUCAGACUACAACAGUGAUGCUAAUAGUGGGGUAGAUGUGACUGAGGAUGACUCAGGCCAGGUACAGGACAGUACAAGUAAAGAAGGCUCUACUCAAAAUGGGAAGCCAGUGAACAACUCUGAAAAGACACAAGAAGGCAUAUCAGAACUUUCUCCAAUGAAUUUCUUAAAAAGGAUGGAUCGUAUGAUCAGCCAGUCCAAGCAAGCUGUGAAAAGAUGCCAAGAGGGAGAAAAACGAUUGACGUCUUUGGAAGCAGCUUGUACCAGUAAGACAACAGACCGUCGAUUUACAAGGUCAAACAGUGCCACGGUCGUCACCUCUCCCAGAAUGCAUCAGCAAGCCAUACUUGGUGCAGUGCCCCUCACCAUCACCAAAUGCACCAAGAAACUGAGAGAAAGAGAGGAUGAGAUCUUUGAGUUGUGAUUUCAUUGCCUCUGUCAGGCAGAUCGUGGGACACAUGUACUAAUGCAAGAAUCAAAGAGAUUGGCCUCCAAGCUAAUCUGCCAAUACAGAUUUAGGAGAGUUCUUAUUUUCACUGACGAGUAACCUGCUGCUCUAUGGACUUGGUAUUUGAAAGUUGGUCGUUAGCACUGUUGAUAUAAUUGUUUUUCUGGGAGGAUGAGUUUCAUUUUGACAAUACACUACUGGUCAAAAGUUUUAGAACACCUACUCAAUCAAUUGUUUUCUUUAUUUUUACUGUUUUCUCCAUUUGU
Molecule: messenger RNA, 994 nt
Organism: Salvelinus sp. IW2-2015
Lineage: Eukaryota; Metazoa; Chordata; Actinopteri; Salmoniformes; Salmonidae
Product: lysM and putative peptidoglycan-binding domain-containing protein 1-like
Source: RefSeq, a predicted model, not a curated record